Auanema sp. JU1783 is the source of this 1227-nucleotide messenger RNA. The record is from the annotation of a GenBank genome assembly. NCBI's taxonomy places the organism in Eukaryota, Metazoa, Nematoda, Chromadorea, Rhabditida, Rhabditidae.
AUGAACAAGCGAGAACGGAAUCGUUUGGAAACAAGCAUCCUCAUUAUCUGUGGGUUCUGGCAUACAUGUGAGGAAUGGACAAAAGUCUUGAUGCCAUUCACGCAAUGGACUCUCCAGCCGAAGCCAACACUCUUCGAUUUAUUAUCACUUAAUGCUUUUACUUCAUUCUGCAUCUUAGUUGGAACAGUUAUAGUAGCCCAAAUAAUUGAAGUCCAAGGAUUGAGAAGAACAGCCAUCUUCUGUACGGUUGUGACAUCACUGUACCAGAUAAUGGUAUCUAAAAUUCGUAAUUUCUAUAUAUUCACAGCUUUACAAACUCUUCUUGCCUUCAGUCAUGUUCCUAUGGUUAUAUACUCGUGUGUCGUUCAUUUGGAAGGGGAAGACGGUGAUGAUAAGCGUCGUACCCGUUUUCUCAAUCGCUUAACAAUACCAAUGAGCAUAGGAAUAGCUAUUGGACCCUACUUCGCUCUGCAGAUGCUGUUCUUCUUAACUUCCGACAUUAAUACCUCACAAACCAUUUGCGGAUUGAUGAAUUUGAUUGGAAACGUUACGAUGGCCUGUCUCUAUCUGCCUGACAACAAAUCUCAGAGAUCAUUUCAAUUGCCUCAGUUGGAACCAUAUCUGCAACUUGUCCGAAAUCCCAAAACGAAAUGGUGCUUAUUACUCUUAAUGAUGGUCAUCGGACCAUUCAGUGCAUAUGACCAAGUUGUUCGGAUUUCUCUUUCAGCAGCUGUCGCCAGUGAUCCCCAACAACUUACAAAACUGUUCUUAAUUCUUGGAGCCGCUUCUGUAGUCGGUAACGUAUGGAUUGUACCAUUUAUACAAUCUCGUGCUGGUCCACAGCACGUUUUGAUGGGCUCCUUCCUUCUUCUGACAGCCUCGUACUUGUACUUAUCGACAAUGACCUCACAUAUUAGUCUUUUCAUAGGAAUGCCUAUUCAAAUCGUAGCAUUGUCCAUAUGCAUUGGUGAACUAUCAUCACAAAUUAUAAGUACUGUUGGAAAGCAUGAUGCAGGCAAGGUAUCAGCUCUGAUCCGGAUGUCACAUAUGCUCGCAAUGGUUAUGGUUCCUCUGUUGACGGGAUACUACGUGGAAAGAGAUGAGACAUCGAUUCUAUGUUACGUUAGUGCGGUCGUAUCUCUAGCUGCUGUUCCCAUUCUGAAUAAAUUCUGCGUUUUCAUGAAAGCUCACGCUGCCAGCUUGCCUAUCAGCGGAAAACUCGAUUAA